Cynocephalus volans (Philippine flying lemur) is the source of this 4346-nucleotide messenger RNA. It is a transcript of the gene SP1, whose product is annotated as Sp1 transcription factor. Gene Ontology annotation, molecular function: DNA-binding transcription factor activity, RNA polymerase II-specific; RNA polymerase II cis-regulatory region sequence-specific DNA binding. The transcript is spliced from 6 exons. Bases 106 to 2463 code for a protein of 785 amino acids. The record is from RefSeq and is a predicted model, not a curated record. NCBI's taxonomy places the organism in Eukaryota, Metazoa, Chordata, Mammalia, Dermoptera, Cynocephalidae. Gene Ontology annotation, biological process: regulation of transcription by RNA polymerase II.
CCUGUCCGGUCCGGGUUCGCUUGCCUCGUCAGCGUCCGCGUUUUCCCCGGCCCCCCCCAACCCCCCCGGACAGGACCCCCUUGAGAUCGUCCCUCAGCUGCCACCAUGAGCGAGCAAGAUCACUCCCUGGAUGAAAUGACAGCCGUGGUGAAGAUUGAAAAAGGAGUUGGUGGCAAUAAUGGGGGCAAUGGUAAUGGUGGUGGUGCCUUUUCUCAGGCUCGAAGCAGCAGCACAGGCAGUAGCAGCAGCAGUGGAGGAGGAGGGCAGGAAUCUCAGCCAUCCCCUUUGGCUCUGCUGGCAGCAACUUGCAGCAGAAUUGAGUCACCUAAUGAGAACAGCAACAACUCCCAGGGCCCAAGCCAGUCAGGGGGCACAGGUGAGCUUGAUCUCACAGCCACACAACUUUCACAGGGUGCCAAUGGCUGGCAGAUCAUCUCUUCCUCCUCUGGGGCUACCCCUACCUCAAAGGAACAGAGUGGCAGCAGUACCAAUGGCAGCAAUGGCAGUGAGUCUUCCAAGAAUCGCACAGUCUCUGGUGGGCAGUAUGUUGUGGCUGCCACCCCCAACUUACAGAACCAGCAAGUUCUGACAGGACUCCCUGGCGUGAUGCCUAACAUUCAGUAUCAAGUAAUCCCACAGUUCCAGACCGUUGAUGGGCAACAGCUGCAAUUUGCUGCCACUGGGACCCAAGUGCAGCAGGAUAGUUCUGGUCAAAUACAGAUUAUACCAGGUGCAAACCAACAGAUCAUCACAAAUCGAGGAAGUGGAGGCAACAUCAUUGCUGCUAUGCCAAACCUACUCCAGCAGGCUGUCCCCCUUCAAGGCCUGGCUAAUAAUGUACUCUCAGGACAGACUCAGUAUGUGACCAAUGUACCAGUGGCCCUGAAUGGGAACAUCACCUUGCUACCUGUCAACAGCGUUUCUGCAGCGACCUUGACUCCUAGCUCUCAGGCAGUCACAAUUAGCAGCUCUGGGUCCCAGGAGAGCGGCUCACAGCCCGUCACCUCAGGGACUGCCAUCAGUUCUGCCAGCUUGGUAUCCUCACAAGCCAGUUCCAGCUCCUUUUUCACCAAUGCCAAUAGCUAUUCAACAACUACUACCACCAGCAACAUGGGAAUUAUGAACUUUACCACCAGCGGAUCAUCAGGGACCAACUCUCAAGCCCAGACAUCCCAGAGGGUCACUGGGCUACAGGGGUCUGAUGCUUUGAACAUCCAGCAGAAUCAGACAUCUGGAGGUUCACUGCAAGCAAGUCAGCAGAAAGAGGGAGAGCAAAACCAGCAGACACAGCAACAACAGAUUCUUAUCCAGCCUCAGCUAGUUCAAGGGGGACAGGCCCUUCAAACUCUCCAAGCAGCACCAUUGUCAGGGCAGACCUAUACAACUCAAGCUAUCUCCCAGGAAACCCUCCAGAACCUCCAGCUUCAGGCUGUUCCAAACUCUGGCCCCAUCAUCAUCCGGACACCAACAGUGGGGCCCAAUGGACAGGUCAGUUGGCAGACUCUUCAGCUGCAGAAUCUUCAAGUUCAGAACCCGCAGGCCCAGACAAUCACCUUAGCCCCAAUGCAGGGUGUUUCCUUGGGGCAGACCAGCAGCAGCAACACCACGCUUACACCCAUUGCCUCAGCUGCCUCCAUCCCUGCCGGCACAGUCACUGUGAAUGCUGCUCAGCUCUCCUCUAUGCCAGGCCUCCAGACCAUUAACCUCAGUGCAUUGGGUACUUCAGGAAUCCAGGUGCACCAGCUUCCAGGCUUGCCGUUGGCUAUAGCAAAUGCCUCAGGUGAUCAUGGAACUCAGCUUGGCCUCCAUGGGGCUGGUGGUGAUGGAAUACAUGAUGACACAGCAGGCGGAGAGGAAGGAGAGAACAGCCCCGAUCCCCAACCCCAAGCUGGUCGGAGGACCCGGAGGGAAGCAUGCACCUGCCCCUACUGUAAAGACAGUGAAGGAAGGGGCUCUGGGGAUCCUGGCAAAAAGAAACAGCAUAUUUGCCACAUCCAAGGCUGUGGCAAAGUAUAUGGCAAGACCUCACACCUACGGGCACACUUGCGCUGGCAUACAGGCGAGAGGCCAUUCAUGUGUACCUGGUCAUACUGUGGGAAACGCUUCACACGUUCAGAUGAGCUACAGAGGCACAAACGCACACACACAGGUGAGAAGAAAUUUGCCUGCCCUGAGUGUCCUAAGCGCUUCAUGAGGAGUGACCACCUGUCAAAACAUAUCAAGACCCACCAGAAUAAGAAGGGAGGCCCAGGUGUAGCCCUGAGUGUGGGCACUUUGCCCCUGGACAGUGGGGCAGGCUCAGAAGGCAGUGGUGCUGCCACCCCUUCAGCCCUUAUUACCACCAAUAUGGUAGCCAUGGAGGCCAUCUGUCCAGAGGGUAUUGCCCGUCUUGCCAACAGUGGCAUCAACGUCAUGCAGGUGGCAGAUCUGCAGUCCAUUAAUAUCAGUGGCAAUGGCUUCUGAAAUCAGGCACCCGGGGCCAGAGACAUGUGGGCCAUACCCGUCAACCCUGGGAUGCAAGGUAGCAUGGGUCCAAGAGACAUGGAGAGAGAGAGAGCCAAGAGGCAUUAAAAUGCAGGGUGGUGGGAAGAAUUGGGGGAGGAAUACAAGAGAAGAGAUGGGGUCCUGGCAUCUGCUUAUAUCAUCAGUGCCUCCUUGAAGGUGGGAAACAUUAGUGAAAAUUCUGUUGGUGCCACCCUUUGUGAGCAUUUGUUUGAUCACAGUAUCUUCUUAUACUUCUUACCCCAGUCUCCCCUUCCUGUGCUUCCCUUCUCAGCUCUCCCAUGAUGGAUCCACCCCCCCUUUCCUAAAGCCAUCAUGCCUUGAUAAAUAUAUAUGAUCAUUGAAAUACUUUUUAACAAAAAACAGAUUCUAUAUUAUAUAUAUAUAUUAAAAAAUUUAUGGAGAGAUGCAUUCAUAGGGGUUGGCUGGGAGGAGGAAGGAGACCAUUCUGUGACCAAAAUACCUUGGUCAUUUUUUUUUAUAUUGCCUUAUUUCCCUAUGGCUGAGCCUUGUUGUGACACAUCAGGCUUUUCAAUAGAUGUUGUUGUGGCUUACCACCAGAUUAAGCAUUCAUAUGCUCUGCUUUUAGUUUAUAUAUACAUACAUAAUAUUUUUCCUUUCUUAAUUUUGUCUUUUUAUUUGGGAUCAGCUUUUUGCACUCCUUUCCUGACUCAGUCCUUUCUAUCUCCCCUUUUCUCACCUGAUUGCUUCUUGUAAAGACCUUAGUCCCAGCAGCAGAAUGGAAAAACCUUGAAGCCCAGGCUGAUACUUGAGGUAGCUGUGGAGGGAGUGUUCAAAAUUCUACUGACGCAGGCACCUUCUUGGUGCUGGAGAGUCAAAGGCAUCUCCCUUCAUUAGCUGCUCUAAGCUUUGAGAAUCAGAAGUCUUUCUAUGUAAUUGUGCAGAAGAACCUUUGAAGGUGAUAAUCUGGGAUCAGUUUGUAUAAACUGCCAAAAAAUGGUCAAAUAAUAGAUAGGGGCUUUCAGUAGGAAAAAAAGAUGUGCUCAGAAGAGGAAGUGACUCAUAGUACUUGGGUUCAGAAGUUAGUGGGGUAUUUGGACUUUGGUACCACUGUCUUCCAAGGUAGCUCUAAGCUUUCAUAUGUGGGGUUCUGAGUUCACAUUCUGAAAGGAAUUACACUUCCUCUUUUGAACAUCCUAGUAGUUUCUUUCCUGUUAGGUCGUUAAAGAGCAUCAGCCAGUGUGAAUCUGUUCUGGGUUUCCAUUCUGCAGAACUUCAGAGCAUGUACUAAUAUGUAGACAGUGGUUCUUAUCUUUUCCCUUAACUCUUCCUUGUAUGUACUUGGGUGGUUCCUAAGGGAAAAGGAAGCACACGAUCAUGGGAAUGAUAGCCCAGAACAAAAAGAAAUCUUGUCUUACCACUGUGGUUUAUAGGAGAGAUUGGGAGAAAUCAUCCUGCUUUCUCCACGGCCUGAUUCCGGAAGAGGCUGAUCCAAAAAUUAUAGCGGCAGGGAACUCUUAGUGUGUUUGGCACUGAGAUUUAUAUGCAACCAGAAUUGUCCUCAAGGCCCAGCCAUUAAAGCAUUGUCUCUCUUGACCUUCUGGUAUCUUGUUAGAGAGCUUUUCACUGUGAGGAAGUGUGGAAAUGGCUGUGUGUAUGUGUGUAAUCUGUUAGAUUGGGGAUAGGUUUUCUGUUAGCCAAUAUAAAAAGAGACCUGCAAUAAAAAAUUACCCUAAUCUGAUAGAAAGUGAAAUGUUUGUGUAUGACUGUGUGCGUGAAUGUGUGUUUGUGCCUAUAUAUCUACACACAGAUGAGAAAUUAUAUUUGAAAUUGUUGGAAAAUAAAUUCAGAUCAAAAUGCCUUUCAGGCCCAUUACCUAGAAA